Messenger RNA from Triticum aestivum (bread wheat), 4244 nucleotides. RefSeq lists its product as uncharacterized. The record is from RefSeq and is a predicted model, not a curated record. The transcript has 9 exons. Bases 2024 to 4144 code for a protein of 706 amino acids. NCBI's taxonomy places the organism in Eukaryota, Viridiplantae, Streptophyta, Magnoliopsida, Poales, Poaceae.
CCCUCCCGCAGAAGCAAAAGAUUUCUGCGCCGAUCGGUCUGAGCCCCCCUCCCUUCCCCAUUUUGAUCGCCCCUGCUUUCCUCUGCUCUGCUCUCUCUGCUUUGCUUUUCUCCACCACCUUGACUCCUCCUCCACACGGCCAAGACCACCACAGCCAAACCCCCUUCCCCCUCACCCUCCUCCUGCUCGCAAAUGCCGCCUGCUGCUCGCUCGGGUGCUCGCGCGUGACCGCUUCAGAGGAGUGGGGGCACAGAGCGCGGCCGUCCGCGCGCCGGCGACAUGGGGGAGGCGGAUUUGGAGGAGGUGGUGCUCUCCUGGACGGCGCAGGAGAUCAGCGACGACGACCUCUACAGGGACAAGGUUGAGACUAUUCCCUGCAACUUCAAGUCACUUAAUCACUAUCUCACGUCGUAUCGUGUGCCUCUGAUUGAAGAAACAAGAUCAGAUCUGUGCUCAUGCCUUGAACUCAUCAGUGAAGCACCCUCGUCGAAAAUACUUUCCAUGGAGGUAGCAGGAAAACCAGGAUCAUACUUUAUGGAUGUGGACUUUUGGGACAAUGAUGCUGGUUUUUCUACUGGGGCUUAUUCUGCGAGGAAUGGUGACAUCUAUAUUUUGUCUAGCGUAAAACCUGAAGCUGCAGAGGACUUAAACCGCCAUGGUGUGACAUAUUGCUUGGCAAUGGUCACUGAGGUUUCUAUGGAUGAUGAAUACCAGAAGGGCUUCAGAGUCAAAGUUGCAAAGAAUAAUUGUUUGGAAGAAGAAGAUUUAAACAAACUCAAGCAUGCAAUAUUUCUCAAUAAUAUCACGACAAACACACGGAUAUGGAAAGCACUUACCUUCGAUACACACAUGAACGAAAAUUUCACAGUAAUCAAGUUGCUUUUAGCCCCCACAAAUCUGGGUGAGGAUGUUUGCCGUAUGUGUGCUAAACAGGAUGGGGGCUGUUUGGCUUCUUACACAGAGCAACUACUGUCAGUUAAGCUUAAUCAAUCGCAAUUAGAUGCUAUUGAAUCUGUCAUCUCAGCUGUACGAUGUGGGCAUGUGAACCGCGUGAAGCUUAUAUGGGGUCCACCAGGCACUGGGAAGACCAAGACGGUUAGCGCUUUACUGUGGGUUUUGGCGUGUUUGAAAUGCAGAACUCUUACCUGUGCUUCCACAAAUGUUGCUGUUGUUGGAGUUUGCACUCGUUUCCUUCAGAACUUGAAGGAUUUCAAUGAGCACAUUGACAACAUUUGUCUACCUUCUUCUCUUGGAGAUAUCUUGCUAUUUGGGAACAGGUCUAACAUGGACAUCACCGAGGAUCUUCAGGAAGUUUUCUUGGACUUUCGUGUCGAUGAACUUGUGGAAUGCUUUUCAUCAUUGUCCGGAUGGAACUACAGAAUAGCUUCAAUGAUAUCCUUUUUUGAAGACUCUGCUUCACGGUAUGAUAUGCUUCUUGAGGAUGAUGGCAAAAUUGAUCCAGUGUGCUUUCUGGACUUCAUAAAGAAACAAUUUGAUGCGACAGCAAUAGCUCUGAAAAGAUGCAUAAUGAAUUUGUGGGUUCACCUUCCUGGAAGGUGCUUUUCUCGUGAUAGUGUCAUAAAUAUAUCUUCAUUGCUGAAUAUGCUGGAAAAUUUUGGACCCUUCUGUGCAACGUAGACUUGACCGAAGAGGGUUUGAAAAGGGGCCUUGGUUACCUGUCAACUGAAAACUCUGUUUGUGCACAGCCUAUAUCUUCUGUUGAGAAGGAACUGGACGGAGCAAGGUCUUCAUGCCUUAAGUUGCUUAAAGAUCUGCUACACUCGCUUAAUUUACCCACUGGAGUAGGCAAAGACUGGGUCCAGAGCUACUGCAUACGUAAUGCAACACUUCUUUUCUGUACCGCCUCUAGCUCUUAUCGGUUACAUCACAUGGAGAUUGCACCCCUCGAUGUAUUAAUUGUUGAUGAGGCUGCUCAAGUGCGGGAGUGUGAAUUGGUGAUCCACUACGUCUGCAUUGGUUAAAACAUGUUGUUUUGGUAGGAGAUGACUGUCAGCUGAGUGCAAUGGUUAAAAGCAAAGUAUGCAAAGAAGCUGGAUUUGAGACAAGUCUAUUUGGGAGAUUGGUUAUGCUCAAAUUUGAUAAACAUUUGCUGAAUAUACAGUAUCGCAUGAAUCCUUGUAUCAGCUUAUUUCCAAAUACUCAGUUUUAUGGGAGGAAGAUUUUAGAUGGUUCCAAUGUCCUGUCUCCAAGUUAUAACAAGGAUUACACAUGCCUCCCUUUUGGCAGCUACACGUUUAUAAAUGUCACUGAUGGAAGGGAAGACAAAGAGGGCACAGGAAACAGUCGCAGAAACAUGGUUGAAGUUGCUGUUGUUUUGCACCUAAUCCAUACCAUCUUUAAAUCUUGGAAAAGAACAGAUCAAGGGCUCAGCAUCGGUGUGGUCUCUCCAUAUAAAGCUCAAGUUGAUGCAAUUAAAAGUCGGCUUGGCAAAAAAUAUGAUACAUGUGAUGGCUUUCAUGUGCGGGUGAAGUCCGUUGAUGGUUUCCAAGGAGAAGAGGAUGAUAUAAUAAUACUAUCAACUGUUAGAUCCAAUGGGAGAGGAGUUGUUGGAUUUCUUGCUGAUAACCAAAGAACAAAUGUUGCUCUUACUAGAGCAAGGCACUGUCUUUGGAUUGUUGGGAACGCUCAUACACUAUAUAAAAGUGGGACCGAAUGGACAGACCUUGUUGCUGACGCAGAGAGACGUAAAUGUGUUUUCAGUGCCACUAAUGACGCAACCAUGUGUAAGUUGGUUGUGCAAGUAAAGCAAGAGCUUGAUGAACUUGACGAUCUUCUUAAUGCUGAUUCAGCAGUUUUCAGCAAUACUAGAUGGAAGGUCAUUCUUAGCGACGAGUUUAGAAAGUCUUUCACCAAACUAAAAUCACCACAGCUCAGGAAGGAAGUACUCCAAAAGCUUAUCAGACUCGGAGAUGGUUGGAGGACAACAGUUAAGAACAUUGAUAUACCUGGUGCUUCUCAUCUUGCAAAAAUAUACAAGGUCAGAAACCUGUAUCUUGUUUGGAGUACUGACGUGGAGAAAACCGAAGGAAGGUAUUUUCAGAUAAUAAGAAUUUGGGACCUAGUGUCACAGCAAAAUGUUGCCAGAACUGUUCAACGUCUCGAGAAUCUGUUUUCCAUGUACACAGAUGAUUACCUGGAUCAUUGCAGGAGAGUGCAGACACAGGGGAAACUGGAGGUUCCUAUGGUUUGGCAUAUUGAGCAUGAUAUUAUCCGCUAUAACAAGGAUUGCAAAGGUGAUGCUCAUGAGGAGCAUGAUCUCGUGGAUACAUCAUAUGCCAUGGAGAAUUCAAAAGUUAGCGAAAGCUUCUUGCUAAUGAAAUUCUACUCUUUAUCAUCUGGUGUGGCAAAGCAUUUGCUGACAGCUACUGAUGGAUCUGAAAUCGACAUCCCCUUUGAACUAACUGAUGAAGAGCAGGAGAUAAUCCAAUUCCCGCUCACUAGUUUUAUACUUGGGAGGUCAGGCACCGGAAAAACCACUGUAUUGACAAUGAAACUGAUUCAAAAAGAGCAACGGUCAUUGAUUGCCUCCCAAGGUCUACAUUUGGGAGAUGAUUUAUCAGGGCUGGAUCACAAAAAUAUUAUGCCACUGAAGGACGCAGGAGAAAGUUCUGUGAAACAAGUGUUUAUCACUGUAAGCCCAAAGUUGUGUUCAGCAAUAAAAAAUCACAUUUCUGGACUUAAAAGAUUUGGCACCGGUGAUAUCUCUGGCCAGCCUAGCAUUCUUCACAUGCAUGACAUCAUGGAUGACCUGGAAGAGUUUACAGAAAUUCCUGACAAUUUUUGUGAUCUACCCCAUGAGCACUAUCCUCUUACUAUAACAUAUCGUAAGUUUUUGAUGAUGCUUGAUGGAACAUGCCGGACAUCAUUUUUUGAUGCGUUUUAUGGUGAAAUGAAGUCUAGCUUUGAGAGAGGCCAUUCAAGAUCUCGUGCAGUGCAAACUUUUAUUGAAUUGAAGGAAGUUACCUAUGAAAAAUUUGCUGCUUUCUACUGGCCUCGUUUCAAUGCAGAUCUGACAAAGAAAUUUGCCGCAUCCACUGUCUUCACCGAAAUAAUUUCUCAUAUUAAGGGUGCAUAUCAAGCAAGCAGGCCUUGUACUGGCAAACUGGGUGCGCCCCUGAUUUGACCGUACACUAAUCAUGCACGCAAAUGUGUACGAUCAAGAUCAGGGACUCACGGGAAGAUAUCACAACACAAUUCUAAAACAUAAAUAAGUCAUACAAGCA